Molecule: messenger RNA, 2713 nt
Organism: Helianthus annuus (common sunflower)
Lineage: Eukaryota; Viridiplantae; Streptophyta; Magnoliopsida; Asterales; Asteraceae
Product: kinesin-like protein KIN-14S
Exons: 13
Coding region: 164-2572 (802 amino acids)
Biological process (GO): microtubule-based movement
Molecular function (GO): ATP binding; microtubule binding; microtubule motor activity
Source: RefSeq, a predicted model, not a curated record
AAAAUCCCCCUUUUAACGUACACACUCUUGCCCGUUUGAAUUUCCAAUACGCUCUCACUCUCUCCUCUUUCUCUCUCUAAAAUACUCUCGAUCUCCACCGACUUGUCCGCAAUUUCACCGAUCUGUUCACUUUUACGUGCGUUAUCGAAGAUUUCUAGCGUUCAUGGCAGAAAAGACUCAGGAAUUGGAAACCCUAACUAUGAACAUGAAGCUUUUGAAACUAGAUCCGGAUCAAACCCUAGAAAAAUCCCCUGAUUCUGAUGCAGAACAUGUUGAAGUGCAGUCUGAAUAUGAGCAGCAAACCCUAGAAGAAUCCUCUAAUUCUGAUGCAGAACACGAUGAAUGCAACAGUGAAGUGCAGUCUGAACAUGAGCAGCAAAAGCUUCCGAUAUUUGAGAAAUUCGAACGGUUGAGCAACAAAGUGAUGAAUUUGAGAAAAGAUCAUAUGGCACUCUGUGAUGAAGUUAAAAGUAUAACUUCUGAUUCUUUUCCUGGAUCUGAAGUUUUGACUGCUCUUCAGAGUCUUGGUGACGAACAUGAGGCGUUGAAGAAAAAGUAUCAAGAAGAAUGUGAAAGGUUGAAGAACAGAUGUCAAUUAGAGUGCUCGGAGAGAAAACGGUUAUAUAAUGAAGUCAUUGAACUUAAAGGAAACAUUAGGGUGUUCUGCAGAUGUAGACCACUAAACCAUGAUGAGAUCGCAAAAGGGUCAACUUCUGUUGUUGAAUUUGAUUCAGCUCAGGAAAGUGAACUAAAGAUAAUCGGAUCCGAUUCGUCCAAAAAGCAAUUUAAGUUUGAUCAUAUAUUUAGACCUGAGGACAACCAAGAAGCUGUUUUUGCACAAACUUCCCCUCUAGUGGUGUCAGUACUUGAUGGAUUCAAUGUAUGUAUCUUUGCGUAUGGGCAAACUGGAACUGGGAAAACGUUUACGAUGGAAGGAACUGCUGAAAACAGGGGUGUUAACUACCGUACUUUGGAGGAGUUAUUCAGGGUAUCGAAUGAAAGGAGUGAUAUUAUGAGAUACCAACUAUGUGUAAGCAUGUUAGAGGUUUACAAUGAGAAGAUAAAAGACCUCUUGGCUGAAGAUGCUGAUCAACCUGCUAAAAAGUUGGAGGUAAAACAAUCAGCUGAAGGAACCCAAGAAGUACCUGGGCUAUCUGAGGUGCCCGUUUACAAGACGGAUGAAGUUUGGGAACUGCUGAAGAGGGGGAGUCGUGCGCGUUCUGUUGGAUCAACCAAUGCUAAUGAGCUUAGUAGCCGUUCUCACUGCUUGUUGCGUAUUACUGUUCGUGGGGACAAUACGGUGAAUGGACAGAGGACUAGAAGCCAUCUUUGGCUAGUAGAUCUGGCGGGAAGUGAACGAGUGGGAAAGAUUGAGGUUGAAGGUGAACGGUUGAAGGAAUCCCAGUUCAUAAACAAGUCACUUUCUGCAUUAGGAGAUGUAAUUUCGGCUCUUGCAUCGAAAACAGCUCACAUUCCUUACAGGAAUUCAAAGCUUACCCAUAUUCUGCAGAGCUCUUUAGGAGGUGAUUGUAAGACACUCAUGUUUGUUCAAAUUAGCCCAAGUUCAUCAGAUCUCGGAGAAACCAUUUGCUCCCUGAACUUUGCAAGUCGUGUGAGAGGUGUUGAGCAUGGGCCUGCGCGCAAACAAACAGAUAACACUGAGCUCUUCAAGUAUAAGCAGCUGGCAGAGAAAGCAAAGCAUGACGAGAAAGAAGCAAAAAAAUUACAGGAUAGUUUACAAUCUGUGCAACUACGUCUCUCUGCUAGAGAACACAUAUGUAGAACUCUGCAAGAAAAGGUUCGGGAUCUUGAAAACCAAUUAGCCGAAGAGCGGAAAACUAGACAGAAACAAGAGAAUAGAGCUCUUGCUGCGGCUUCUUCACACUCUUCACUAUCUUCAUUAACACAAGGUCUGAGUACUAUAUCAGAAAAGAGGCCUCCAUUAGGCCCAUCGUCAAAGAUGAGACUUCCUCUGAGAAAAAUCAGUAACUUCAUGCCAGCUCAUCCAUCCCCCGCCGCUUCACAAAAACCAAAACCCUUUACUCAUAAUCUGACAAACGAGGACAAAGAGAAUCUGUCAAGGCCAUCAUCAAACAUGAAACCACUCUCAAGAGCCAGGCGUGGGUCCAUUGCUAUGAAACCUGCUGCACCUACUUUGACUAGUCAAAUCCUGAAGCCAAAAAGACGGGCUUCUGUCGCCACCUUUCCGUCUGAACCAAACUCAAGCUCGAGCAUGAUGACCACCCCGAUCAUGAGACAUAAUGCUGCACCCCGGAUGAGGAACGACCGGGUGGUGGGAAGGCAAUCGUUUGUGUGGGACCCACAAAGGGUGUGGCGGACCUCAAGGGUGCAGUCACCUCUGGAACCCACAAGGGGGUCAACGUCGACGGGUGUUGAGGCAACACCUGUUGCUGCACCUAGAAGCAGCAAGUUUAUGGGUAGCCCGCCUUCUCAUGUUGUUGGUUCAUGGAAGCCGAAGCAUCCAACAGUGGUGGCGUUACAAAGAAAACAGUUGGUUUGGAGUCCUUUGAAAUACAAAGGUACAAAGGGAGUUAGGAAAUCGUUUGUUUGAUUAAAUCCCCAAUCUUACUUUGUGAGUGAAGAAACAAAUACAUAACUUCGGCGUUGUUUGUUUUCUUAUUACAAUGUUGGCUAAAUAUUGACUUCAGGGAUUGAAAUUGAAUUCAAUGCUAGUUGGAGGUCAUUUCGGUCA